AUGGAAUUUGUGAACAGCUCUUCACCAAGAUACGAGUGUCUCCUAUUCGAUUUGGAUGAUACUCUUUAUCCUUUAAGCUCCGGUUUAUCAGACGCAUGCGCUAACAACAUCAUAGAAUUCAUGAUUGAGAAGCUUGGAAUAGAUGAAGACGGAGUUGUUGAACUAAACCAAAUUCUCUACAAAAAAUAUGGAACUUCAAUGGCUGGUCUAAAGGCUGUAGGUUAUGAAUUCGACAAUGAUGUGUACCACAGCUUUGUUCAUGGGAGAUUACCCUAUGAAAACCUUAAACCGGAUCCGGUUCUGAGAAAUCUCCUCCUUAGUCUACCUUUUCGAAAAUUGGUUUUCUCGAAUGGAGAUGAAGUCCACGUGAUGAAAGCUCUAAAAAGACUAGACAUCGAAGAUUGUUUUGAGAAAAUCAUAAGUUUCGAGACCUUAAACCCUAAGAUCAACGAUUCUUGCGACGCGGAUUACCUUCCCGAGAUUCCGGUUAUCUGUAAACCAACUGAGAUUGCUUUCGAGAAAGCCUUCGAAAUUGCACAGCUCAAUCCUGACACUACCUUGUUCUUUGACGACAGUGUCCGGAACAUCCAAACCGGUAAAGCCGUGGGUCUCCAUACAGUCCUGGUUGGUAAGUCAGAAAAAGUGGAAGGAAGCGAUUACGCGUUAAAAAGCAUUCACAACAUGAAAGAAGCAUUUCCGGAGUUAUGGUCGGAAUCCGACAACAACAAGGAAUCUGAGAGAAUUGCCUACACCACACAGAUCUCUAUUGAAACUUCUGUUGAAGCUUAG
Molecule: messenger RNA, 789 nt
Organism: Microthlaspi erraticum
Lineage: Eukaryota; Viridiplantae; Streptophyta; Magnoliopsida; Brassicales; Brassicaceae
Source: the annotation of a GenBank genome assembly